AUGGCGCCACUUAGACGCUACCUGCGCAUUACGAAGCACUCUGUUCUUGAGGUACGAAUUUACUUGGAUCGCCCAGCAGAUGCUGAGGCAUGGCUGUUGAAACGCGACAACCCAGCUCUUCCACGCGUCAUCCGAGCUGUUCGUCCCCUUGUCCUUCCCAAACUCCGAGAAGAAAACGAGCGAGUCAAGGGUCGCGCUGGGACCAAAGUAAAGAAGAAGGGUGUCAAAGAUGUUGUAGUUGAAGAUGAUUUUGAAGUGUCAAUCUUCCUGACCGAAUUGUCGUCUCGCCAUUCGGUCAUGACCAAGCAGAAGAUAUUUAAGGACAAGCCUCGCAUACAAAGCAAUUCCGGAAAGCUCACCAACUGGCUCACGACUGGAACAAGUGAUCAGCCGAUGGUCAUCAAUGAGAUCGCUACAGAUCCAAUUGUCAUCGAAGAAGAGGAUGAUGAUGCGAUCGAUCUUGCUGACAUUCCCGAGGCGGAGACCUCGACCAAACGAUCCACACGUACAAAGCGAAGCAGGAGCGAAGUCAAGAAGGAUGCAGACAGUCAUGCAGGUGAUAGUUACGAUAUGGACUUGUUCGUUCCAGAGACGACCAGCAAGCGGAGCAAGACAGGCGCAGCACCUGCGGAUGCCAAGGCUUCUGAAGGUGAGGAGGAUGACAAGAAAAAGUUAGGCUUGAAUACUUCUUACGAAGGCUUCAGCAUAUACGGUCGUAUACUAUGUCUCGUGGUCAAGCGCCAUGGUGUAAGCAAUGCUGCAGGGGGAGCCAGUGCACCGGUGUCCAGUCAGCAGAUGCUGGAGAACUGGGUAUCGACUCAAGCUGCUGGGCAGGUGGACGAUGAGGAAGAUAACGGCUGA
Molecule: messenger RNA, 861 nt
Organism: Macroventuria anomochaeta
Lineage: Eukaryota; Fungi; Ascomycota; Dothideomycetes; Pleosporales; Didymellaceae
Exons: 2
Coding region: 1-861 (286 amino acids)
Source: RefSeq, a predicted model, not a curated record